Messenger RNA from Camelina sativa (false flax), 1919 nucleotides. RefSeq lists its product as uncharacterized. NCBI's taxonomy places the organism in Eukaryota, Viridiplantae, Streptophyta, Magnoliopsida, Brassicales, Brassicaceae. The record is from RefSeq and is a predicted model, not a curated record.
GUCACUGGCAGCUCACACUGCUGUGAGAAUAGUUUGUUUAUUCGCAAUUCCCCCUUUUCUCCAAUAGUUUAUACAGAGGAAAAAAGUUUUAAAGUAACCCCAGCUGACGACAGUUAAGGCUAUGGCGGCGGCGAAGAUACACGACGACGUUGUCUCCGAUGACCUGAACUACGAAAUCUGGGCUCCAAUCGCGAAGACUACACAAACUAACGGAGAAAGGACUUUGGGAUGUCGUCGAAAAUGGAGUCCCGCCUGAUCCAUCGAAGGUUCCAGAGGUAGCAGCGAUGAUUCAAGUCGAAGAACUUUCAAAAUUGGAGAGAUCUCGCGGUGAAAGACAUAAAAUAAGCGCUUCAGUUUUUGCAAUCAUGUUUUUGUUAACUGAGUCAAAAGAUCAUAUGACGGUCAAUCGUUUAACAGAGCUGGUAACAGACGUUUAUGUGUCGUUAAACAUCCUCUGUUAGUGAAAAACGACGUCAUUUGGCAAAAACUAAAACAAACCCCGCAAUUUAGAAAAUCAAAUCCCUAAUUUCCCAAAUCAUCAUCUUCCCCCAAUUUCGAAAAUCAAAUGACAUUUUUCCCAUUCCCGAGAUUUUGAUAGUUACGGCUAUGGCGGCGACGAAUAAACAACAAGACGAUGUUUCCGAUGACCUGAACUACGGAAUUUGGGCACGAAUCACGAAAACCACACUGACGGAGAAAGGACUCUGGGAUGUCGUCGAGAACGGAGGAGUCCCGCCUGAUCCAUCGAAGAACCCAGAGUUAGCAGCGACGAUCCAACCCGAAGAACUUUUGGAAUGGAGAGAUCUCGCGUUGAAAGACAUGAAAGCGCUCCAGAUUUUGCAGUCUACUCUCACGGAUUCGGCUUUCAGGAAGACUCUCUCGGCUUCUUCGGCCAAGGAAGUUUGGGAUUUGCUCGAAGAAGCUUACAAUGAACAAGCUAAGCUACGUAGGUUAGAGAAGCAAUUCGAACAAGUUACUAUGGAUGAAUCAGAACCGAUCGUUUCCUAUUUAGAUAGGGUAGUGAAAAUCGCCGAAGAGUUGCGCCGUUUGAAAAUUGUGAAAUCUGAUUACCAGGUUAUCACCAAGGUGUUAGGCUCGCUAACAGAGUCGCAUGAAGAUAUAGCUACGCUGUUAGAAGAAAACGUCAAUCUGAAGAAGGUGACUGUUAAGAGUCUUGCUGAUUUUUUUAACAGAUGUGAAUCAGAAAAGAGAAGAUGUCAAAGUCAAAGCAGCAGGAAUAAUGAAGUACCUCUGUAUAAAAUGUUGUCACUCACUGUUGGUACUGUGACAUUUGAUGAGGAUAUGUGGCUGUUAUCCAACGGUACCACGAAUCACAUGACUCCGAAUUUGAAGUUUUUCACCACUCUUGACAGAACACACAGGGGUCGGGUAGUAUUGGGCGACGGAUCAAUUAUCAUGGCACAAGGUAGAGGAGACGUCAAGGUCAUGACCAAACAAGGGAAGAGGAAGAGUAAGACGAUCAAGAAUGUGCUUUUCGUUCCGGAUCUCGACAAAAACGUGUUGAGUGUUUGUCAGCUGGGACAGUUAGGCUACAUUAUGAUAAUAGAUGGAGACAAAACCGCUCUUAAGGGUCGGAGGACUGGGAAAGUGUUUGGGGAAACCUUCAAGGGAGAUGGAGGAUUUUUUCAGCGUUAUCAGGUGAUUGAAGGUAAUCUUACUUCUUAAGGUUAAGGAGCUGCUUUGCCGUUGACAAACAAUAAAAAAAAUUGAGCUGCUUUGCCACUAUGAAUGGAUUCUGUAGUAGACUUAACUCCGUUUAGUGUAGACAAAUCUAGUAUUCUAUGUGUUUUUUGUGCGUUUGUUCCAUUUUCAGUUUGUUCAUCGAAGAAAAGCUGAUUCAUAUUUUGCUGUUGUAGUAUGAAUUUAGUCUGGACUUUUAACUACGGCUUGGUUUGUUA